Messenger RNA from Botrytis deweyae, 2097 nucleotides. RefSeq lists its product as uncharacterized. Lineage: Eukaryota; Fungi; Ascomycota; Leotiomycetes; Helotiales; Sclerotiniaceae. The record is from RefSeq and is a predicted model, not a curated record. Bases 1 to 2097 code for a protein of 698 amino acids. The transcript is spliced from 2 exons.
AUGUCUGCGGCUCAUCGUCCGGAUUUUGAGGCAUUGAUUAAAGAGGGAAGUCAGCUGCAAACAAAGGGCACAAAGUACAGGGAAGCGUAUCUAUGGCCAUAUCUCAACGUGGAAGAUUUGGUUAGAGGGAAAACCUUUCUCCUUUUGAUCAACUCUAGAGGCCGUCAUCCACCUCAUGUCUUCGCACACACAGAUUUUCAAGCCACGCAGCUCGGCCGUGUUAGUGCUGCUACUAUGCCUGCUUUUCUUAAUCUUCAUACUAUGUUGCUUGAGGGAGAAACAGUCAAAACUUACGGCCGUCUUAUUUCUUGGGAUGAAGAUGAAGAUGCUAUGAUGGACACAUUCGCUGGCCUUGCACACCUACCGGGAUCGGGACUUAUGAUCUUGGAAAUACAACAAAGACUACUGCAUCUGCUGGUGAAGUGCUGUGAGGCACUGCUUCACGACAUUGAUUCUGAUUCCUUGAUCAGCGAAGCAUCGAUCAAGCCAGAACCGCCUCUACUCACAGAUGGUUCGGACUGGUCGACCAUUGCAGCCGUAGCUGCAGAAGCACCCUAUCGCCUACCUUCAAAACUCGAUUUCCAUCGUCUGCAGGUCAUCAUCCCUGGCUAUUUUGCCGAAGUUCUGGGAGACUGGAGCGAACAUAGACAGGAAAAAUUGCUCGACACCUUUGGAAAUCGACAUCCUACGCUUGAUAGACCACUUUUCUGGGAAUAUGUCAUUGGAAACGUCGUCUCCGAUGCGUAUGGUGCUUUGAUCGUAUGGGAGAACGUCGCUCAACAACUUAAGCACUUGGCCUUUCUGCAGAAGAAGUAUGCGUCUAAAAUUACACCGAAGAAGCAAUUACCAUCAGAAUACAUGAAGGCAUUGUUGACGUUGAGAUAUACGCUAAACCAGAUGGCGAAAGGCCCAAUACGAAAUUUGAAGAUGGCAGUCCCAGCAUCUCCACCAUAUCGUUCAAAAUUCGUUCGCGACCCGCAAGUACCAGGUUCUACAAUGAUCCAAGUUCGGAGUAAAGGAGAACAGGAUGAGAUGAUGUGGCUUUUCAACAGUCUCUGGAAUGACCAGCAGCUUUUCCUCAUGACCCUACCUACUCUGGUAGAUGAAAUUGAAAGUAGGAUUGAACGUGAUCCAAACGAGAAAGCAAAAUUUUCGGCUUUGGUUACACGAAUCUUUUCUGAUCUUGGUCUCAUCUCGCGGAUCUAUCAUGAACUGGAUAUAUAUCUGCCAUGGGCUGCUGGUUACGAUAAUGCGCUGGUAGAGCAUAAAGAUCAGAUUGAGAAGGAGUUUCCUAAGCAGCUCAGUUUACUUGCCAGCGUGGAUCGCCAUCUCAAAGCUACCGGCUUAGCUAAAUUCGGAUCUCCAGCCGAGGGACGCUUCCAUUACCCAUCGGAUAAACGAAGAAACAAACAGAAUACAGAGAGCAUGAGGAAAGCUGAACAUAACUUGGACGAGUUUUGGCAGAAAAUGGACGAGGUCUACCAAAGAAACACUGGUCAAACAUUAACUCAGGCUGUCGAGCAUAUCUGUACUGCCGUGCGUCCGCUCGAACGGACACCUGAAUGGGUCGAGCCAAUGAAGGUACCAAAACCCAAGCCUCAGGAUAGCAAUGGUCGCGAUGAAGUUAUUUCAAUACCACAAUUUGAUUCCGAAGAUACUACCAAAUUUAUUGCUCCACAACCAAAGUCCAAGCCCAAAACUCGCGGUCCAGCGAUUACUACCGAAUCUUCGACUACAUUAGCUGCAGCUCCAGCAACAGCUUCAACUCUAACUCCGGGCUCUCAAUCAACAUUCAAACUCAAAGCCCGAGCAAUCAAAGUCUUUAAAGUUCUCUUCUGGCAACCAUCUCUCAAUGAUCUCCCGGGCGAAAUCCCCUGGGCAGAUUUCCUCUACGCAAUGACAUCUACGGGCUUCGCGGCCGAAAAACAAUACGGCUCGGUGUGGCAGUUUACGCCGACGAAAUUGGAUGUUGAGCGGAGUAUUCAGUUUCAUGAACCGCAUCCUUCGGGGAAAAUUGCGUUUCGCACGGCUAGGAGGAUGGGGAGACGUUUGGGUAGGUCGUAUGGUUGGGAGGGGGGCAUGUUUGUUCUCGAGUAG